Molecule: messenger RNA, 4974 nt
Organism: Anas platyrhynchos (mallard)
Lineage: Eukaryota; Metazoa; Chordata; Aves; Anseriformes; Anatidae
Gene: CYTH3
Product: cytohesin 3
Biological process (GO): regulation of ARF protein signal transduction
Molecular function (GO): guanyl-nucleotide exchange factor activity
Source: RefSeq, a predicted model, not a curated record
GGAAGAGCAGCCGCCGAGAAAGGCGCCAAGCGGGUGGAGCGAGCCCCGGGCCUCCCUCAGCCGCCGCCGUUGCGGAGCGCGCUGCCUGCGGCCCCAACAUGGACGAAGAGGGCGGCGGGGGUGGCGGCGGUUGGAAGCAUGGCAAGCACUAGCUCUGGUGUCUAAGGAUGCCUGGGCACCACAGCUCCGCAGGUUUCCUUUCCAAAGAAAAUUCUGCUCAGGCUCUCGCUGCGGUGUCUGCUCUGCAGGUUGUGGAAGGCACCUCGCACACAGUGAGACAGACUGAUUGCCAUUCAGCCCUACUGCUGGGAAAACGUUUUAUCUGUUUAGAAUGCCUGAUGACCUCUCCAUAGAAGAAAGAGAAGAACUUUUAAAUAUUCGUCGCAGGAAAAAAGAACUGAUUGAUGACAUUGAGAGAUUAAAAUUUGAAAUAGCUGAGGUUAUGACAGAAAUUGAUAACCUGACCAGUGUGGAAGAAAGCAAAACUACACAAAGAAAUAAACAGAUAGCUAUGGGAAGGAAGAAAUUCAACAUGGACCCUAAGAAGGGAAUACAGUUUCUGAUAGAAAAUGACCUCCUGCAGAACACUGCAGAAGACAUUGCACAGUUCCUUUACAAAGGAGAAGGAUUAAAUAAAACCGUAAUUGGCGAUUACCUCGGUGAAAGAGAUGAAUUUAAUAUUAAAGUUCUUCAGGCUUUUGUUGAACUCCAUGAGUUCGCUGAUCUCAAUCUUGUACAAGCCUUAAGGCAGUUUCUGUGGAGCUUCAGACUCCCAGGAGAGGCUCAAAAAAUUGAUCGUAUGAUGGAAGCUUUUGCUUCACGCUAUUGCCUUUGUAACCCAGGAGUUUUUCAGUCUACAGAUACAUGCUAUGUGCUAUCAUUUGCGAUCAUUAUGUUAAAUACCAGUCUGCACAACCACAACGUAAGAGAUAAACCAACAGUAGAGAGGUUUAUUUCUAUGAAUCGUGGAAUUAAUGAAGGUGGAGACCUUCCAGAAGAAUUGCUACGAAAUUUAUAUGAAAGUAUUAAGAAUGAGCCGUUUAAAAUUCCAGAGGAUGAUGGAAAUGAUCUAACGCAUACAUUUUUUAAUCCAGAUAGAGAAGGUUGGCUGCUGAAAUUAGGAGGGGGAAGAGUAAAAACAUGGAAACGAAGAUGGUUUAUUCUGACCGAUAAUUGCCUGUAUUACUUUGAAUAUACGACAGACAAAGAACCUAGAGGGAUUAUUCCAUUAGAAAACCUUAGCAUAAGAGAAGUUGAAGACCCUAGAAAACCAAACUGCUUUGAGCUCUAUAACCCCAGUCAUAAAGGGCAAGUGAUUAAAGCCUGUAAAACCGAAGCUGAUGGUAGAGUGGUAGAAGGCAACCAUGUAGUGUAUAGAAUAUCUGCUCCCACCCCAGAAGAAAAAGAAGAAUGGAUUAAAUCUAUCAAAGCAAGUAUAAGCAGGGAUCCAUUUUACGAUAUGCUGGCAACAAGGAAACGAAGAAUUGCAAACAAGAAAUAGAAUGUGAUCAGCGGCUUGUAUACAUGCAUCAACUUAUAAAUGAACAUACAGUUGAGUGAUAAUGUAAAAAUUGGACAAACUAAGUGAAGACAUUAACUGUAAAUUUUAUAUAUAUAUAUAUAUAUAUACUUUACUAUGACAUAAAAACUUGGCAAGAUCUUUCAAGGUAAAUAGUUACUGGCAUAUAAUUUGAAGUAAACUUCAAAUCCCAGAGGAUGAUUUUGUUGGAACUUUAUUCAACUGAAAACAUGGAAGCCUUGUUUCUGCUUAUGUUAGUUACAGCUCCAGUUUACUUUGAUUGGCAGGGAAGGAAUUCCAGGCUAAUAUGCUGUACCUCUUCCUUGAGCUCAUUGUCCAUAAACAGAGGAGCAAUUGAAGUUAUUUUAAUCUCCAUUAAAUGCAACACUACGAAGUGGAGUCGUGGGCGAUCCAGCACUUGAUUUUUCUGUAAGCAGAAAACCCACAAUCUCAGUAGCAGUUUUCAAAUCUUGUGCAUCUUGCAGUAAAUGACCAGCUGAGUGAAGCUUUCAUUUAGAGUAUGUGCUCCUAUGUUAGAUGGAAAUAGCUUUUCUUCUUCAGAAGUGCAGCUGAGUGGUGGACUGGCAGCUACAUAGUUAACUAGUUGUGCCAAAGGGUUUGUGUUGAAUGCACUGAAAAAUAUGCAGGUCCCAACAGUAAAGGAUUGUCUGUAGGCAUGACACUGAGUACAGAUGUGGUUUGAUAUUUGCCAGUAGGCUAAAACUCAUUCCAGUCUGCUCACGCACAAUAAGCAGUAAGAUUUAAUGACUGGUUUCAUCUGCUUUUUAUAUAGUAACAUCCUUCUUAUGUUUUAGAUAUGUUGUAGUUAAAGUAACACUAAGUUACUACUAAAGGAAUAAGAUGACAGGGCUUGCAUGUGUUGCAUUAGGCUUUGCAUGUGAAAACACCCCCUAAUAAUUUCACAUGCAUUUAAUAUUUUUAAAGGGAAAAAACAGGAAGGUGUGCUCUUUCUGUAAGGUACAGCCCUAGAUAGUUAAGGCGUCAGCAUUCAUUCCUUUGCCUGAUAGCAAACUUUUAACAUACAGAAAAGUUAAAUAUUUUCAUUACAUUCUUAAAGGCGAUUUUUCAGACUUGUGCUUCAGUCAUUCAAGUUGAAGAAGUGAGUAGACAUCCUUACUUUUACGUAAAGAACAAAAUCUGUAUCUAAGGUUGUGUUAUCUAACACACCUAAACUCCCACCCCCACAUUUUUUUUGUAACUUCUGGAAGAUCUUUUUGCAGUCCCACUCUGAUAGCCUUUCAGUAACAUACAAACUGCCGUGGCAGAGUCUGUUCCAGUGCUUUUCUAUUGACAGUGUGCAUAACACUAAAGGUAAAGCCCUUCAUUUCACAGUGGGGACAUAAAGUGUUUGUUUGGACCCUGCUGCUUCUGUUAGUACUCAUUUUUUUCACAAACUUGUUGAACCUGAGCCGUGCCUACUGUGCCAACAAAUGCUUUGGUGACAGAGUUGUGUUGUCAAAGCAACACUUUGCUUCUCGGAGUUAACAGAAGCAGCUCUGGAUACAUGAUAGAGAAUUGUGCUGCAUUGAGAAAAACAGACACUAAGUUGAUCUAUUUCAAAUCUCAUUUUAACUUUAAAGGACAGUUAGUUUCGUGGUUCCUGUCUUACUAAUUUGCCUUGUUUUGCAUGGAAUGUCAGCCUGUGAAUAUUUUGCUUUAUUGCAUGCUUCAAAAAAAGGCUGAGAGGAAGAGCCUGGAGGAACCUUUUCUAUACUAUAUACUAUUUCUAUACUCCCCGAGCAUGUGGAAUUGCAGGCUACUUGGAUGAAUGUUCAAAUGUCAGUAGGGGAGCAAACCUCAGCCAAAGGAGGUAGAAUCCUUGCUUAACAAGUAAGUAUCAAUGUGGGGACAUCUUUGCUUAAUGGUAGGCAUUUAAACUCUUUAUAGAAACGAAUUAAGUUGUACAUCUUUUGUUUGGAAAGCAGUAUGGUUACACAGCUGCUAACAUAAUGACUUGAGUCUUCCAUUCUGCAACUUCAAGUUUUGUUUUCAAGCAGUGCAUACAUCAGUUUUAGCUUUGGACAAGCAGAUUUGUAAUGCAAAUAGUGAUAAACCAGAACCAGUGGUACUGACGAGUGUAACGGUGAAAUGCAGCAAAUAAAGUGUUCCUGGAGAAAUGUGAGAUUACAAAAACAGUAAGCCAUGAAGCACUUUUUUUUUUUUUUUUUGAUCAAUUCUUACAUUCUGAAAUAUCACCUUCAAGAAAAUCUGUUUAUCUAGCCAGGUGAGGGUGUCUACCUGUAAGCAUGAAGGAAAUGCCUUGAGAGUUUAUUUGCUGUAUUUGGUUUAAAGUUCUUAUAUCCUGCAGAAAAGAUUAUUUAGAUUAACAUGUAACUGAGGAUAUAGCAGGAAAUAUAUUAUUUCUAGCAUUAAAAUGCAACAUCUAAACCAGCUAUUUGUGGUGCUCAAUGUAACUAUUUAAUUUACCAAAGCUAAUGGAAUAUCAUUCUUUUGUGUGAUAAUAUUUGAUUUCAAAUGUUUUUUGUAACAGUAUUAACAGGGAGUGAAACUGGCCCAGAAUUUCCACUGGCCACGAGGCCAGUAAAACAAAGUGGCUUGUGAAAAUUUUGGCCAAGUCAGGUACUAUCCAUGAGGGUGAAGAAAAAUCUCUCAACCUUUCCCUUUUUUUAUUGGGCUUCAAGUCCAGGUGUAGCUACUAAGGCUAGCUGCUCUGUGGCCUAAAGCAAUACCUGUUACAGUUUGGCCAUGCUGAGGAAAAGUCCUCUGGGGACAGCAGACUUCUCCCUUCCCAUUGCGCUGAAAUUUGCAUAAUUCUUCAGCUCUUUACCAUUGCCCUCUGAAACUACAGGGGCCAGCAAGAGCCGCUACUGCUUCUGCCACACAGACGGCUUCUCAAAUACCUAAACCAUUUGGCCACUAACUUCAGCCACGCUGCCAGUGCAAUCUAGGGAGAGAACUGUAUAUAAUACUUAAGCUCAGCUGGACUGACUUAAAUUUUACAAUAUUCUGACAAAAUAAGCUCUAAAUCACUUAACAUUUUGAACAGUUUUAAACUGGUACAAAACUGAACCUUUAUAAACCAAGCAGCAUUUAUAAUGCUUCAUAUAUAAAAACAAUGCCUAUUUUUUAAGAUUUAUUACAUAUCUAUGUAGAUAUGCUUGCUGGAAAAGCUAGGUCUGUUGUAGACCAAAUGCUACAAAUUAAGACUUGUGGCUUACCAGUUUCAUUUCUAUAUUUUCUUGGAAAAUGUUUCUAGUUAGAGUUUAAAUAUAAAAUGUAAAUACUGUACAGAUAUGUAUUGAUAUAAGUAUUACUUGGUGUACACAGGUGAUUUGCAUGACAAAUACUCUGUAUCGAUCAUUGUUAAAAAUGUAAUGUUCUGUGUAAAUCCAUUGCAAUAUUAAUCUUUUCACUUAUCAUCAAGAGCUGUUACUUAAACCUGGACGUUCUCAAAAAUAAAGUGUGAAACUAUA